ACGUCCGAUCUGAAACGAACUAUACCGAAAAUAAGCAUGUUUACCUGGGUGACUUGUGUUGACAAAUUGGUCUUAAAAUUAAAAGUAUUCUGUUAGUGACUGAUGUACGAAAUUAAUCAAUCAAUUAAGCAUAAAUCUAGAUGUAAAAUAUCAAAAUUUAGCGACAUUUAGCGGACUAAAAUUCAGUGUGACGUCACGAGGGUGAUCAACAAAGUUGAUUUCUCAGGAGAGCAGCAUCUUUCACCGUGGUUUCAGGACCUUUUAUCUUUGUCAUAAAAAAGUUCAUUUUGAUUGUGAUGAAAGAUCGAUGAUUUAACAGACAAGGAAGCGAGUCAAAAAUGGCCAAAUCGGCCAAUAGCUGAUUUUAACUAGAAAUGUUCAAUAAUAUCGGCGGGGGACCGCCAUCUUGGACAUCCAACUCUGCUAGUGGGCCGACAUCUCGGUCGAAUAUGAUGGAGGCUGGAAAUAUUAUGGAAAAUGUAAACAUUCACUCAUCAUUAGACCCAAGAAAGCAAGAGUUACUGGAGGCACGGUUUUUAGGAGGCAGGUUUCAGCCGUUAAACAUUACACAGUCUCAAGACAACAGCAACCACAGUGCAGGAUCAGUUGAACAGUUAGAUGAGGCCUUGAGUGUUAACACCCCAGAAAAGCAACCUCGUACACCAACAGAACGCAAAAGGAAAAGAAAAGCAACAAGUGACGGAAGUGAAAGUAAUACUCCAAAAACAAGACCAGAAGCAAAUGGAAAGAAAAUCAAUGAAUAUUUCAAGAAUCAGUCACCAAACAGAAGUGGAUCAAUAAAUCCAACAACAGGAACGAAAUCUCCCUCACCACAGGGUUUGUCCUAUUCAUACACAGCACCUUCACCCAGCAGUGUAUACAACAGUAAUUCAGACAGCUUGCAUGGCUUUCCUCCUGUACCAUUGUACCAGUGUUCAAAAGGAUUACAGACUGAACUAACAUGGCAACAGAUACAGAUUUGGGAAAGUAAAGCAUCUUCAGAUAUAGAACAGAAAGAUACUAGGAUAGACGAAUUAAUUAGGCAAAAUGAUGAACAGCGACGGCAAAUCACUGCACAACAGAAACUGAUAGACAAACACAAAGAAAAUCUUCAGAAAUGUUUAAAUGUAAAUAAAUCUCUCCUUAUUGAAAAGAGUAAAUUAGAAAAGAAGACGACACGACAGAAGAGUAUGAGUAACAGAUUGCGGCUGGGUCAGUUUGUUACACAGAGACAGGGCGCUACAUUUGUAGAGAACUGGAAUGAUGGAUGGGCUUUCACAGAUUUGCUUAAGCAGCAAGAAAGAGUUGCCUCAGAUCGUGAAGAAAUUGAAAGGCAAAGAAAAGUUUUAACAAAACGUAAACCCGGUGGUGCUGGACCAAAAAGUAUAAAGCCUGAUUUCAUAAAACCUGGUCAAGAAAGAAGUUUAUCAGUGCCAGAAUAUUAUGAAUUGGAUGAGAUUCUGAAAUUACGGCAAGCUUCUCUUAAGAAGGAAGAUUCUGAUGUUCAGUUAGAACUGGAAAAAUUAGAAAGAGAAAGAAAUUUACAUAUAAGAGAAUUAAAAAGAAUUCAUAAUGAAGAUAGCUCUAGAUUUAAAGAUCAUCCGAUAUUGAAUGAUCGGUAUCUCCUCCUUAACUUAUUAGGGAAAGGAGGAUUUAGUGAGGUCCACAAAGGAUUUGACUUGAAGGAGCAAAGAUAUGUUGCCUGUAAAAUUCACCAACUCAACAGAGAGUGGAAGGAUGACAAAAAGGCUAACUAUAUCAAACAUGCCCUUCGAGAGUAUAACAUACACAAAAGUCUGGAUCAUCCCAGAAUUGUCAAGUUAUAUGAUGUGUUUGAGAUUGACAAUAAUUCAUUUUGUACAGUACUGGAAUAUUGUGAAGGGAAUGAUCUGGACUUUUAUCUUAAACAAAAUAAAUCCAUUCCGGAGAAAGAGGCUCGUUCCAUUGUCUCCCAAACUGUUAGUGCUCUGAAAUAUUUAAAUGAGAUCAAACCACCUGUGAUUCAUUAUGACCUUAAACCAGGAAAUAUAUUACUUGGUAGCGGGUCUGUUAGCGGUGAGAUCAAAAUCACUGAUUUUGGUCUCAGUAAAAUUAUGGAUGAUGAGAACAUUACCUCCGAUGGCAUGGAUCUCACAUCCCAAGGGGCAGGAACAUACUGGUACUUGCCACCAGAAUGUUUUGUUGUUGGGAAAAAUCCACCAAAAAUAUCUUCCAAGGUGGAUGUAUGGUCAGUUGGUGUCAUAUUUUAUCAGUGUUUAUAUGGUAAAAAGCCGUUCGGCCAUAAUUUAUCCCAAGCUGCCAUUUUAGAAGAAAAUACAAUUCUCAAAGCAACAGAGGUGGAUUUUCCAUCAAAACCUCCAGUCAGUUCUGAGGCAAAGAAUUUUAUUAGGGCAUGUCUCAGGUAUAAGAAAGAGGAACGACCAGAUGUGUUACAGUUGUCAUUACAUGACUAUCUUAAACCUACGUCUAUAAGAUCUAAAGGACAUCCUAUUGAAGGACCUACUGGUAGUUACAACCACAUUGGAAUAAACAGUAAUUCUAGCAUUAAUCAGCCUAGUCAACCUUCGUUCACAUUUGGGGAUAAACUGUGACGGGGGAGAGACACUUGCCAAUCUGUGACUCUUUGUUCAGGGAACUUUACCCUGGAGAAAACCAAAAAAGCGUUAAUUGUUGUUUUGAAUUCAUGAAAUUGUGAAGUCCAGUAAAUUGUUAUUUAUGGCUGUGUUUAUUUUCAGCAUAUUUGCCUUUAUUAAUAGUUCACAUGUAUACAUUUACAAUAUUUUGGGAUCAUAUUUUGGUAUUGUGCAGGUGGCAACAGCUCUUGUAAAUAAUUCACAACAAAUUUACGUCAUACUGAGUAUUAUAAAACUUUUAACACAAUGCAACUUGACAAAAGAAAAUAUUUAGAGGUUUUUUCUUACAGAACAUACCUCAACAUAUUUCUGAAAAUAUGACUAGAUGAAACAAAAGAUAGUA
This is a messenger RNA of Mytilus californianus (California mussel), 2976 nucleotides long. Its product is annotated as serine/threonine-protein kinase tousled-like 2. The transcript is spliced from 21 exons. Gene Ontology annotation, molecular function: ATP binding; protein serine/threonine kinase activity. Gene Ontology annotation, biological process: chromosome segregation; intracellular signal transduction; peptidyl-serine phosphorylation. Lineage: Eukaryota; Metazoa; Mollusca; Bivalvia; Mytilida; Mytilidae. The record is from RefSeq and is a predicted model, not a curated record. Gene Ontology annotation, cellular component: nucleus. The coding region runs from base 375 to 2591 and encodes 738 amino acids.